Molecule: messenger RNA, 1906 nt
Organism: Poeciliopsis prolifica (blackstripe livebearer)
Lineage: Eukaryota; Metazoa; Chordata; Actinopteri; Cyprinodontiformes; Poeciliidae
Product: intraflagellar transport protein 46 homolog
Exons: 5
Coding region: 314-1318 (334 amino acids)
Biological process (GO): cilium assembly; intraciliary transport
Cellular component (GO): intraciliary transport particle B; motile cilium; centrosome
Source: RefSeq, a predicted model, not a curated record
AUUCCUCAGUUGCUUGCUAACUGCUGUAACACGAAGCGUUUGUUGGAAGAUAAACAGAUUCAAACUGCAGUCAGGCGACUAUUUUCAGUCUCCAAACGAUGAAUUUGAAGUCUUCGCUGCGCUUUUACUUGGUUACUUUGUGGUUUUAGUCGUUUAAAAGCCGAUUUACGAGCUGCUGGUAGCGGCUAGCUCCGUUAGCUCGGGCUAAAGCUCCGCUAGUUCUGUUAGCUUUCGGGACAUCAGGGUUGAAGCUGAAGCUGCUGUUCCUUACCAUCCGAACCUCCAUCCGAACCUCCUCACGCAGCUGUGUCUCAUGGAGCGGACUGACCGGGGAAAGGACCCCCAGCUGCUGAGGAACCAACCCUACGACGAGAGUCUGGACGUGGAGGACGGAGAGGAGGUACCGAGUGUCUACAGCCCGACUCCCCGAGGACAGAGACAGACCGAGUGGAGCAGCAAGAAGGUUCUUGGCAUCAUGUCCAGCAGCAGCAGGAACCAGCUGGAUGAGGAGCACAGAGCUGUGAGGGCCACAGAGCCGCUGCGGCUGAAGCCAGGGCCCGGUCUGACCCAGGAGGACGAGGACGAGGAAGAAGAGGAGGACUCCGAUGAGGAUGAGUCUGAUGAAGAUGACGAUGACGAUGAGCCCACUGAAACUCUGGAGGGAGUGUACGACCCUGCAGACUACUCCAACCUGCCGGUUACCUCAGAGAUCAGAGAGCUGUUCCAGUACAUCACCCGGUAUUCUCCUCCGAACCAAGAACUGGACCUCUGCCUCAAGCCCUUCAUCCCGGACUUCAUCCCUGCUGUUGGAGACAUCGACGCCUUCCUAAAGGUACCGAGGCCGGAUGGGAAACCAGACAACUUGGGCCUACUGGUUCUGGAUGAGCCCAGUGUGAAGCAGUCGGACCCGACGGUUCUGUCUCUGUGGCUGUCGGAGGAAACCAAACAGCACGGAACCACAGAGCUGAAGAAGGUUCCGAGCGUGGCGGGCCCGCGGACCAACCCCCGGGCCGUGGACAGCUGGGUGGACAGCAUCAGCGCGCUGCACCGGUCCAAGCCGCCAGCCAGCGUGCGGUACAGCAGAACCAUGCCGGACCUGGACAGCCUGAUGCAGGAGUGGCCCCCGGAGGUGGAGGAGCUGCUGGGGGCCCUGCAGCUGCCGCCGGCCCGCCUGGCCUGCAGCCUGCCGCAGUACGCAGACCUGGUCUGCAGCCUGCUGGACAUCCCCGUCCACGGAACCAGGGUCCAGAGCCUGCACCUGCUCUUCAGCCUCUACCUGGAGUUCAGAGACUCCCAGCACUUCACCAGCCGAGUGUAGGCAGAGGUCAGAGGUCAGGGGCCUUAGUGCUGCACGGGUUCGGAUGACUGAGGGGUUCUGGUUUCAGAUUAUUUCUCUGGUUCUGUUGUCAAAUAAAGGGAGAGAGCAGGAGAACCGUACAGAACCAACUGGUUCUGGUCAUUUUACAUCCAGCAGCUGGUUCUGGUUCCAGAGAGAAACAGUUUAUGAAGUGAAACAUGAACUCUGACCUGCCUGCAGCUGGCAUCUGAGUCUCGGACGUCCCAGUGGCAGCGAAUGCAUCACCUCUUCUCCAACAUGUCGACCUGAAUCCAGACCAUGGCAGGUGAUCAGCAUCAGUUUUACAUUCAGGAAGUCUGACUUCAUUUCCUGAAGCUUUGGAGGAGUGGAACCAGAACCGGUCAGAACCACCAGCAGGGAUGAAGGAGCAGAACCAGAGAAAUCGUCGUGACUCCUGUUAAUAAUUAAACGUGUUAAAUAAAACCUGAACUCUACCGACGUCGGGUUCUGCAGAGUUCUGCUCAGGCAGAGACGCAGCGCAGUCCUGAACCUUAAAGGACUUCUGGGUCACUUUUUAUUUUCCAAAUAAAAUUACAACAAUAAUUACAA